Messenger RNA from Adineta steineri, 1755 nucleotides. The record is from the annotation of a GenBank genome assembly. NCBI's taxonomy places the organism in Eukaryota, Metazoa, Rotifera, Eurotatoria, Adinetida, Adinetidae.
AUGAUUGAUUAUAUAUCAACUAUUCAAUGUUAUAGCUGCGUUGAAAACGGUUUCUAUUGUCCUGUACCAUUGAAUUUUGAUGGUGGUGAUAAAAGUAGGGAAAAUUAUAUUACAAAAGCUACUUAUCCUUCAUCAUUUGUGUGUUUAAAUGAUCAUUCAUAUAAUCCAACUACUGGUGAACAUAAAUAUAUUUUACAUGGAGUUGGAAAUUGUAGAGAUAUAGAUGAACCAAACCAUCGUGUUUAUUGUUGUAAUACGACUGAUAAUUGUAAUAGAUAUGCACCAGAAAUAACCAUCAAAACAUCAGCAGAUCUUAUGUCAAGUAGUCAAAUUCAUAUAUCAUCAAUAAUACUCAUUGGAAUGAUUGAUCAUAUAUCAACUAUUCAAUGUUACACGUGCAUUGGACUCGGUAACAAUUGCCCUGCACCAUUAUAUUUUGAUGGUGGUGAUGAAAGUAACGAAAAUCCUAUUCAAACUGCUAAUUAUGAUUCAGGUUAUGCUUGUAUGAGUGAUCAUUCAUAUAGUCCGAAUACGCAAGAACAUAGAAUCAUUUUACGUGGAAUUGAAGAUUGUGAGGAAGUAGAUGAACCAAAUCAUCGUGUUUAUUGUUGUUACACAGAUAAUUGUAAUAGACAUGCUCCAAAAAUAACCAUUGGAACAUCAGCAGAUCUUACGACAACUGAAUCUGAACGUAAAUUAACUAUUCAAUGUUAUAUGUGCACUGAAUCCGGUUACAAUUGUUCUUUACCAUUGAAUUUUGAUAGUGGCGAUGAAAGCAGGGAAAAUGAUAUUGCAAUUGCCAGUUAUCCUUCAAAUUACGCUUGCAUGCGUGAUGAUUCGUAUGAUCCAAUUACUCAAAAACAUAAAAUCAUUUUACGUGGAGUUGAAGAUUGUGAGGAUGUAAAUGAACUAAAUCAUCAUGUUUAUUGUUGUUAUACGGAUAAUUGUAAUAGAGAUGCACCACAAAUAACCUUUGGAAUAUCAAUAGAUUUUACGACAAUUGAGUAUGAACUUGAAUCAACUAUUCAAUGUUACACAUGCACUGAAUCCGGUUUUUACUGUUCUUUUCCACUGUAUUUUGAUGAUGGUGAUGACAGUAGCGAAAAUGGUAUUGUAACUUCUAGUUAUCCUCCAAAUUAUGUUUGUAUGCGUGAUCAUUCAUAUGAUCCAAGUACUCAGAAACAUAAAAUCAUUUUACGUGGAAUUGCAGAUUGCGAGGAAGUAGAUGAACCAAAUCAUCGUGUUUAUUGUUGUUACACAGAUAAUUGUAAUAAAUAUACACCACAAAUAACCAUUCGCAUACCAGCAAAUCUUACGACAAUCGAAUCUGAACGUGAAUCAAGUAGUCAAAAUCAUAUAUCAUCAAUACUGCUCAUUGGUAUUACAAUUAGUUUUCAGUGUACUGGACCCGAUUACAAUUGUCGUUUACCAAUGAAUUUUGAUGGGGGUGAUGAAAGUGAAGAAAAUGAUCUUGUAACUGCUAGAUAUGAUUCAGGUUAUGUUUGUAUGAAUGAUCAUUCAUAUGAUCCAAUUACUCAGGAACAUAAAAUUAUUUUACGUGGAGUUGAAUAUUGUCUGCCUCUAGAUGAACUAAAUCAUCUUGUUUAUUGUUGUAAUACAGAUAAUUGUAAUCGAUAUGAACCACCAAUAACCAUUAGAUCAUCAGGAGAUCUUAUGUCAAGUAGUCAAAAUCAUAUAUCAUCAAUAAUACUCAUCAGUAUUACAAUUAGUUUUCAAUAUUUUUUAUUUAAUUAA